CUCAUGUGACAUUUCUAGUUUAAUCAGAUUUUAGUCAUGAACAUGUUUCCAUAAAAUAAAUACUUUACAAUGUCUGGUCAUUUUUAUAAUUUUUUUAGCUUGACAAUUACAUAUAUUGUAGAGCUUUAGCCAGCGUUCUUACUAGUCUCAAGUUGUGCAUGUAAGUACUCUUCUCUAAAACUGCUAAGCCUAAUAUUUUCAAAUUUCAUAUUUCAUGAGAUGACGCCACAGAAUUUGUACUUAUUUCAGGAUAGAAGAACUCUUCAACAGCAGAUGACACACCAUUUGUUGAUGGCCAAGCUGCCAAUAGAGAUUUGGACCAUGAUUAUGAAAUUUGGUGAUGUCCCAGAAAAAUUCUAUAGAAAUCUAAUGAGGUUAGAUGACGAAAGCCUGCUGGAGACCUGCCUUGAGGUAUUACUCACUGAAGGGCCAGGGAAAUUUAGGUUGAAAGUGAAAGAAUAUAUUGAUAUGGGACACACCAGGUCCAAGAGGAAAACAAAAAAGGUGUCUAGUAGCACUCCUAACACUCCGACUCUAUCAGAUGACAACUUUGUCACAGAAAUGGAAGUUGAUUCAAAUCCUACAGAUAUGGAUGAUACCAUACAGGCACAGUUAGACACAAUGACAGCCAAAUAUACAGACCUUAAGACAAAGUUCAGCACCCUGCAGCAAGAAAAUGAGAGCUUGAAAGAAGAGAUAGAGAAGUUGAGAAGAAAUCAAAAUGAAUCCCAGAGAGAAACUAAAAGACAAAGAGUCGUAACAGAUGAUGAGUACUGUGCUGGGGAAACAGUAAAGGCAUUUUGGCGUGAUGAGGAUGGGGAAAGUUGGUUAGACGCAACAAUCUUGACAGUUUAUGCUGAUGGCAAGACCUGCAAAGUGAAGUAUCAUGUCGACAAUGGUAUUUCAAAGUUGGCCAGAUCCUGGAUAAGAAAGAUUUAAAGUGGACUUUCACACCAGUGUACACCAGUGUUUCAGAUGAUUUUGCCCAUUCCAACAUAACUCAUUUGACAGUAUCCCCUAUGCUGAAUGACUUGCAGGCUAAAAUGAUGUCAUUUUUGUUAUGUUAAUUUUCUGUGUUUUUUAUUUAAUGCGCUAGCAUAAGAAAACGUGCUAUGAGGAAAGUAUUUCUUUUAGACUUUAUUUAAAUGAUGCAUGAAAAAUUAUCUACCACUAGUUGUAGAUGCAGACUUAAAUAUCUGGGGCACUUGGGGAAUUAAUUAUAUUGGUAAGUCAGACAAGCCUUGUUACCACCAAAA
Molecule: messenger RNA, 1256 nt
Organism: Mercenaria mercenaria
Lineage: Eukaryota; Metazoa; Mollusca; Bivalvia; Venerida; Veneridae
Exons: 8
Coding region: 220-939 (239 amino acids)
Source: RefSeq, a predicted model, not a curated record